Messenger RNA from Daldinia decipiens, 797 nucleotides. RefSeq lists its product as uncharacterized. Lineage: Eukaryota; Fungi; Ascomycota; Sordariomycetes; Xylariales; Hypoxylaceae. Bases 30 to 248 code for a protein of 72 amino acids. The transcript has a single exon. The record is from RefSeq and is a predicted model, not a curated record.
UAUAGAUUUAUGGAAACUGUUGAAGGUCUAUGGAUAACAGCUAUUCCAACCACGCCAUUACAUGGAUCCACCAUAUUCCUAAUUCUCCGUAUGGCUCAGUACUUAUAGUCUGGGCAGUGCUAGCUUCAGUAAAUUCAUUAGGCUGCCGCGGUUCCCGCCUACUUAUCUUCGUUCCUCUACUCUUAUUCCUUUCGGGCUCUGUAGGCAUCUAUAAGAGUAUCAUCCCAUGUGAUAUGAAGCGCGCUUAGCACUUCCUACGCCACGGAUAUCGCUAGCAGCGCUAUCUGCCUCUUGAAUUUUGCGAUCGAAUGCUUUAACCAUAUUCAGCUCGCAUGGGAUUUUGAACAAGAAUUCUCGACGUACCAGUUGAAGCUUGGCGUCCUCCAAGUCCGUCUUUCAUGAUAGGGAGAGGUUCUUAGAAGCACCAACCGCAAUAAUAAUGGAUCCUAGUCAUGCAAGGCGAAUAGAGACCCGCCUUGGGAUGGCCGAUAAGAAGCUACUUGACCCCGAGUUAUACGUCCCGGCUGACCUCAAGAAUAUACGAAUAGGGUUCCGCGAAUGUCCGUAUUUACCAGAGUCUGAGUCUAUACAUACUAAACAUGUCCUUUGUUCAAGAUGAGACAUCUAGAAUCCUGACACUCACCAAUCAGCGAUCUCGAAAAUCUCUUCCCCGAAGACGCCUGACAAAAGUUUUCCGAGCUCAGCAAGGAGGAAUGCAACGGAAUUGGCAAGUCAACCCUGGAAGAGCUCAAGGUAAUCGUUGAAGAGUGCGAUCCAUGGCUAGAAACUGCAGUAGA